Messenger RNA from Saxophila tyrrhenica, 366 nucleotides. RefSeq lists its product as uncharacterized. NCBI's taxonomy places the organism in Eukaryota, Fungi, Ascomycota, Dothideomycetes, Mycosphaerellales, Extremaceae. The record is from RefSeq and is a predicted model, not a curated record. Bases 1 to 366 code for a protein of 121 amino acids. The transcript is spliced from 2 exons.
AUGAUGGACGAGAUCAUUGAUGAGGUGGAAGCAAAACAUAGCUUCCGGGGGUGGGAGUGUGUCAAACCCAUGAUGGAAGGAUUGUCCGAGGUAUCGCCACUUUUUCGUCUCAUCAUGGACGUAUACGUGCAUGAUUCAGCGACCGAUGUGUGCGGAGAGAUAUGGGAGGAAGAGAACAAAACCGAAGUGACCACGAGGUUUGUUCAAGCCCUUGCCAGAGCCUACGAGCAGAGGGUGGACAACGCAGAGCCAAAAGCUAGUGCGUUCGCCAACGACUUGCCCACGCACACGAGACAGACCAGGAAAGGCAAACAUGCGUUGACUACCAUCGAGAGGAAUGACAUGGGCGGGGUUUCGCAUACUUGA